UUUGUUAUCAUUUUUGCUGAUAUGGUGGUUAAAAAAUUUAUUUUCUGAAAAGUUUUGUAAAGAAAUUAACUAAUUAAGUUUUUGUGGUUGUAUUUUAAUUAAAGAUGUCGAGCAAAGCUGGAAGCUUAGUUCGACCUCUACUUUCAUCAAAUAGGCAGGAAGCUAGACUUAAAGCAUUGCGGUUGUACAGACUGUGGUACAGAUAUAUUCCUUGGAUCAAACACAAUAUGAUGCACGGAUUACCAAUUACCCAACAAGAAAUGCGCGAGAAAUUGCGACAAGAAUUUUAUAAAAAUAAAGAUAUUACGGACGUUCGCGUCAUAGACAUGUUAAUUUUCCAUGGUCGAAACGAUUUGAGAGAAAUUGGAGAACUUUGGGCCCAGCCGUGUCACGUUAUGGGAGAACAUUUCAAAGAUACUGUUAAUCCGGUACCAACCAAGUUUCUGGAUAAAUUCUUUUCUAGCCCUGAUUAAAAUGUUUCAUUCUCGAGAAAUAGCGUUAUUAUUAGCAAUGUAAACCAAUGAACAUUAUCAUUAUAAUGUAAAACAUUUUUCGAUCCAAAUCGUACCACGUUUCGAAACUAGAAACAUAUUGCUUGAAAAUUGGUGGAUAUUAACCAUCUUUUGCACCUGUAUUCUUAACGCUGAAACAGCUUCAUUUCGUGAUUAGUAUAGUAGAAUCGAAAUUGUAAAAAAAUAUGUACCUAGUUGGUAACCUUCGAAUAUAAAUAUCUGAUAAUUGUAAAUAUAUUCGCAUUACAGUUAUUAUUACGUUA
Planococcus citri (citrus mealybug) is the source of this 775-nucleotide messenger RNA. RefSeq names its product NADH dehydrogenase (ubiquinone) B14 subunit (gene ND-B14). The coding region runs from base 105 to 473 and encodes 122 amino acids. Gene Ontology annotation, biological process: response to oxidative stress. The transcript has 3 exons. The record is from RefSeq and is a predicted model, not a curated record. NCBI's taxonomy places the organism in Eukaryota, Metazoa, Arthropoda, Insecta, Hemiptera, Pseudococcidae.